AUGUCUAAAAAACUAUUUUUUUCUUUAUUUUUGUUAGUAUUUAUUUCAGUUUGCUUUGCUGAAGAACAAGCAGCUUCACCACAAUAUGGUCCUAGUGAUAAAAAUGACCAAGAGUUGGCAAAUAUUCUAAAGAUUUUACUAAAUCUUCAGAAUAUAGCUGCACAAAGCCAACAAGGAGAAAGAGAAAAAGUUGAUAAACUCCUUGGUGUGUUCGGUGGAGGAGGUUUAUUAAGUGGUUUGUUGGGUGGAUUCCUAGGUGGAGGUUACGGUGGAAACUAUUACUCUGAUUACAUCGGUGGUCCAUGGAAUUAUUUCAGUGCUGGAAAUGGUUUGCCAUACAACUCAUAUGCACCAACUGGAUAUCCAGGAAACUUCCCAUUCCUUCCAAAUACUAUCCCACCAGGAUGGGGAUAUGGAUAUUACGGUGGUAUUCCAGGAUAUUCCGGAGGUGGAGUAUUCCCUGGCAGACCAACCGGUAAUAACAAUCCGCAAACAUCCAGCGCUGGAGUAAGCUCUGGCCAACUAGACCCCAAUAGCGGUACUGGUGUACCAGGAUACACUGGUGGUGGAAUCUACCUUGGAAAACAAACAACUGGCCAAUAA
Messenger RNA from Heterostelium album PN500, 603 nucleotides. RefSeq lists its product as uncharacterized. Bases 1 to 603 code for a protein of 200 amino acids. The record is from RefSeq and is a predicted model, not a curated record. NCBI's taxonomy places the organism in Eukaryota, Evosea, Eumycetozoa, Acytosteliales, Acytosteliaceae. The transcript is spliced from 2 exons.